CUUGAAGAAAUUAGUUUUUUCAGUUCGGCUGCUCUUGUUACAUGUCGAGGAAACCCGUAGGAAAUUUAACUGUAGCGUAGGAAGCGAACCGUCGGUGUAGUGAUAAGUGCAAAUCGGAUUACAAGCAUGAAGUUCCUUUUAAUAACUUGUCUACUGGCUACGAGUUUAUUGUGCGUCUAUGGGGCCGAAGAAACCGAGGACAAGCCGGAGAUUACAAAGUUAGAGUUGGUGGAACUUGGCGAGGGAGAAAGCGACGACGAUGCCGAAGACUCGGAUGUUCAAAGAAAGAGAGAUUCCGGCUAUUCGUACAAGAGACCGGACAAUUUCGCGUUAGCUUCGAGAUCUCGUUUCCAAGUUGGACAAUCCGGCCACAGAGGACGUAUCGUUAAUAGACAUCCAGCCCAAAUAAACAGACCUAUCAACAAAUACGGACCACCCGGUUACCAGAAUUCAUCCCCGAUGAGACCAGUUUCUCACGGUCAACAGCAUCGCGAUAAAUUCCAAUUCCAUGGUCAUUUCGGUCAACAGCAUUCGAACAACUUUGAUGGCCGGCCGAGUGGUUUGCUGGAGCAGGGAGUACCCAGUCCAAUUAGGCAGUCUGACUUUGCCGAACCGAAUCCAAUAUCCACUCAAAACAACGAACCCUUCGCGACUCACUCGGCUAACUAUUUACCGCCGCAGAAUCAGAAGUUGCCCGGUUUCGGCACGGUCCAAGCAUUUUCCUCGGCUCACGCAGCGGCACAGAAUAUUCCGAGCAACGAUCAAGGUCAAUCGGCUAAUUUCCAAAGUCAAAAUCUCGUGCAAUCUCAAGGACAAAUAUCAGACGCGGCUCUUUUCCUAACGCAGAAUGCUCAAGCAAUACAACAACUGUACGGUCAGCCUCCGAACGAGCAAGAUUUCGCUCCGGUUAACGGUGAUCAGUUCUUAGGUCACUCUAAUCAAGUUCACAAUGGUCAGUUUCAAAAUUUCGAAAGUACCUCGCAAAGUCCACAAAAUUUCCCAGGCCAGUUGCCCUCUUACGCGUCCGGAACACUGAGCGCCCAAGAGACCCUGGAACAGAUUCAGUCUCUCGAGAAGGACAGAUUGAUCGUUCAGCUGCAGCGUGCGCUCGCGAGCCAGGCUCAGAACGCGGACGCGUCUGGAAGGUACGCUGAAAAUCAUCCGAGCUUCGUUCAGAGUCAAGAUCUUCUGGCUUCCCUUGGACAGCGAAUGAAGAUUCACGGUUUAAACGCGCAACCGACUACCGUUACCUUCGGAUCCGGCAAUACAGCUUUCAAUCAAUCACCUUUUUUACCAGGAACCACGAUCAGUCCCGGCUUUCCGCUUAGCUACGGGCUAUCGACCACCGCUCAACCCCCGACGACCACCACGCCGACAACUACGACGUCCCUGCAGCCCCCUCAGGCAACUAAAGGCGACGGAUCUUCUCAGCCCGGCAGCAGCCUGCCCGCGCCACCCUCUGCACCAGCAGUUCCCGUCUACGGUGGUUUCGUGCCGACCUUAAUCACUGGUACCAGUUUCCUGUCAAACGUGCCGUCCUACGGGCCGACGUUCUUCGCUCCUGGUGCCGUCACACCUGUCCAACCGUCAGGCUCCUCGCCCACGCACUUUGGUCUACCUAUUCCUGCGGACCACGGUCAGAAACCGACAGGAACCACCCCAACUUCCGCCUCUCCCACGACACCCUCGACUCCUUCGACCAGCCGACCCGGUCUUCCUUCCUCUCCUCCAGUUAACACGGUGCCAGUUCCUCUACAUCCAGUGGUGACUCCUCUUCAUCCGGUCGCACCCUUGCUUCCCCCCGUGACGCCGAGCCACUUGCACCCCGUCCACGCGCCGUCCACCGGCCAUCCAACCUACGGCCUGCAAACACCCCUGAUUAAUCCGCUUCUCUACAAACCCAUCAAACCGGUCUAUCCGUUCUACUAUUACCAGAACCUCGCGUACCAGCCGCACAAACUCGCUUUACCAACUUACCCGUGGAGCUACGCGCCGACCUAUGCUCAAGCGAAACCGGCCCAAAUAUGGAAAUGACGCGGUCCCAUUCUUCGCGGGUGAAUCGUAACUCGCCCCCCCGUAUCGAGACUGACUGUUUACCCACGCGGAAAGGAGAGCCCGAGAGAUCGAGGAAGAAAGUAGCCUGCGUCAAAGGAUCGAGCACUGUAAAACCGCAACAACGCGUCUGGUCUCAGGAUAACCAGACUCGAUCCUGUCGGUCUAUCGUGAAUUUUCGCUUCAUAUUUCUUCGAUGCUAAUUAUGUGUACCAGUUUAUUUACUCUGUAAUUACGUGUCCACGACGUGGCUGUGACGAUGUGGUCGUUGAGAUGCAACAGCGCGUUUCGUUUCCAAUUUUCAGAAGCUUUUGCUUCGUUUUUACUUUGAUUGGUAAAAGGUGCUUUCAAUUAUCUAUCGGUAAAAGUAAUUUGGGUUUUCGUUUUCAUACACUGUUGGGUAAACGGUAAAUUACUUGUAUACAUGGUAUUUGUAUAAAUCAGCGCGAUAACCGAUUUUAUCGGUUUCCGAUGCGUUUUCCGCCUUCGUUCAUGGUGCACAAUUUCUCCGCUGAGUUAUGUACAUACGUUGGUUUUAUUUAUUGUAUCGAAUAAAUAUAUUUUUUACUAUCAAA
Molecule: messenger RNA, 2627 nt
Organism: Osmia lignaria (orchard mason bee)
Lineage: Eukaryota; Metazoa; Arthropoda; Insecta; Hymenoptera; Megachilidae
Source: RefSeq, a predicted model, not a curated record